Messenger RNA from Exophiala viscosa, 1031 nucleotides. RefSeq lists its product as uncharacterized. The record is from RefSeq and is a predicted model, not a curated record. The transcript has a single exon. Bases 288 to 941 code for a protein of 217 amino acids. NCBI's taxonomy places the organism in Eukaryota, Fungi, Ascomycota, Eurotiomycetes, Chaetothyriales, Herpotrichiellaceae.
CCAUACCAUACUAGAUUGCGAAUUGUUGCUGUGCGAAUGGGAGCAGAGGUGAGCUCGAAACUCAUUGCCCCUAGUAUUUAUCGCUGCGUGUGUUGAAUCAACUGGCCCUUUCUUUGCCAUAAAUUAGGCCAGGUGAAUUCAUACAGUUUCCAUCAUCCAGUGCCAGGGCCCUCACCGAUUACUGGGCUCUGUGCCCAAGGCAGUUCUGGCGAAGAUGGUAUGGCUUGGCUUUUGAGUCUGUUUCCCAACCUUCGACUCCGCGGCUUCUUCAUUUCUCACUAGAUUGUAUGAGGCAUCUUCUUGUGCCAGACCUUGAUUGUGAUUCCAUUGUCCAUGAAAGCUCGAUGUCGGCAACAUAUGUCUGUGUCAUGCCUGCCGAUAACGAUCUUGAAGGACUCAUGGAAGAGCCCCAGAUCGACGCAGCUUCUUCAUCCUCGUCGUCGAAGACGGGCAACGGCUCUUCGUCCACAAUAGUGGUCAAUGCAGGCUUCUCUCGCAUAGGCGAGCGGGACCCUGGCCUAGUUGGCUCAGAAGUGCGAGGCAGGCGGACAUCAGGGAGACCAAGAAAGGCGCUGGCAGCAACGGUCGAGUUUCCGAACCAUUACUGCUCGCUGGGACCCAAUUCGGCACCGGGUUCCGCCAAAGGAAGCAGCAAAUUCAUGAUCAGCAUCACUGAUAUCAUUGAUAUCACCGUCUGUAUCAACGAAAUAAAGCUCUCCCAUCUCUAUGAGUUGGGUGAAUCGAGUGGUGUCACCGCAAGCAACGGCAAGGGCGUACAGAGUACUUUUUCGAAUCGCACUGGGUCCAGGACGAGACGGCUCCGGCAUUUAGCUCUAGGAGGGAAGACUGUGCUUCCGAUACUGACCCCAAUGGCCAUGCCGAACCGCCACUGCACACCAUCGAUCACAUCAGGCAAUCUGAGCCCGCCUGAAGCCGUUUAGAUCUCCUAGGAAGGACAGCCUAGCUCCCGCUGAGAUGGGGAAUGUUUGAGAUUUUCCAUUGGUGAUCCACCUCUUGCGGACGACACAAAG